This is a messenger RNA of Salvelinus sp. IW2-2015, 897 nucleotides long. NCBI's taxonomy places the organism in Eukaryota, Metazoa, Chordata, Actinopteri, Salmoniformes, Salmonidae. The record is from RefSeq and is a predicted model, not a curated record.
CAGGAGCUGGACAUCUUAAGGUGGUUCUGGAGAUCAAGACCAAGCAGCUUCACCAACAGGACAAGAAGCUCAUGCAGAUGGACAAGCUGAUGGAGAGCAACGUGAAGCUGAGGAGCGUCUGAACAAAGUCCAGCAGGAGAACGAAGACUACAGGGCCCGCAUGGACAAACACCACCGCACUCUCCAAGCAGUUGUCAGUGAGCAGGCCAUGCUGCAGCAGACCCUGCAGAAGGAGUCCAAGGUCAACAAGCGUCUCUCCAUGGAGAAUGAGGAGCUGCUGUGGAAGCUGCACAAUGAGAGACCUGGCCAGCCCCCGCCGCCUCUCGCCCUCUCGCCCUUCCACUCGCCCGGCAACUCGCCUCCUUCCCCCGCCGCAGCCCCACUCUCGCCCACCAGAUAACCCAAACUGGACACCAAGGGGAGAGAGAAAGAAGUGAGUGUGUGUGUGGGGGAGAGAAAGUGUGUGUGGGAGAGUGUGUUUGUUGAAUAUCCCCUCCAACACACCCUAAAGACAACCCCCUCUACAGUCCCUUACCUCCUACCCCCCAGAUCACCAACCCCAGCCUCUCAAGGAGACCAAGCUAUUCCAAAUACGGAUGGACACUUCAUAUGAUGACGCUGCAGUUUUGGUUUCUGCCCACAAUGACUUGUUACAGAUGUUUUCUUUGCUCCCAGAAAGAGAAGACAAUGUUGCACAGAUGCACUUAUUUAAAGCGUAGGACAAUUCUGCCUUUUUUUUCUGCCUGAUUUCUCUCACUUUUUUCCCCUCAGCAGAGAGAAAGAACAGGCAACUUAAACCUCAGGGUUUGUACAUAGCUUCUCAGCUCGUUUUGAUUCUCCUUUUAUUUGUGCAUCGUGUUCCCCGUCCUCUAAUAAAGUUUGUGCUUAAAAACCUUG